Molecule: messenger RNA, 318 nt
Organism: Plasmodium gonderi
Lineage: Eukaryota; Apicomplexa; Aconoidasida; Haemosporida; Plasmodiidae
Product: enhancer of rudimentary domain containing protein
Exons: 3
Coding region: 1-318 (105 amino acids)
Source: RefSeq, a predicted model, not a curated record
AUGAAUGCAGGUUACAGUGACGUUGUGUUGCUAGUUCAAUUUUCAAGAAAAAUAGAAAGUAGGACAUUUGUUGAAUACAAUUCUCUAAAAUUAGCUCUAAAUGGAAUUUGCCAACUAUACGAACAAGCAAUAAAAGAAAGUGACCCCACAGUGCAAAGAAUAACAUAUAACAUGAACGAUUUAUUUUUGUAUAUUGACAACAUACAGAAAAUGACCAUUUUAUUAUUUCAUCAACCUACAUGGACAUACAAACCACAUGACAAAAUAUGGAUUAAACAAAAGCUGGUUGAACAUAUAAAAAAUCAAAUAGGCCAAUAA